CAGUUAAAGUGGUAGUGAUGUCCAAAUUUCAAAAACCUCUGACAAGCAGGACUGUAAAUUACAGCUAUCUUGCAACCAGGGGCGGACUGACAACUAAUGGGGCCCCCCGGGCAAUAGGGGAUCAUGGGGCCCCUGUGUCCUUGCCCAAACUCAAAAAAGCCUAUGAAAAAGGUAGCAGGGGCAUCUCAUGGGGCCCCCUACUGACCCCGGGCCCUCGGGCAGUGCCCGAGUUUCCAAAUGGUCAGUCCGCCCCUGCUUGCAACAACUGA
Messenger RNA from Staurois parvus, 269 nucleotides. Lineage: Eukaryota; Metazoa; Chordata; Amphibia; Anura; Ranidae. The record is from the annotation of a GenBank genome assembly.